Molecule: messenger RNA, 8997 nt
Organism: Clupea harengus (Atlantic herring)
Lineage: Eukaryota; Metazoa; Chordata; Actinopteri; Clupeiformes; Clupeidae
Gene: trdn
Product: triadin
Exons: 35
Coding region: 563-4984 (1473 amino acids)
Cellular component (GO): membrane; sarcoplasmic reticulum
Molecular function (GO): signaling receptor binding
Source: RefSeq, a predicted model, not a curated record
AUAACAAGUCCAGGCUCCAGUUAAGGGAUAAGGUUACCUCCAACCAUCCCCCCCACCCUGCCUGGAUCCCAUGGUUCCUGUCCUACUGAAGGUGAUUUUGGCUGAAUCUGCUCCACCACCCACCCAAACACCCACCCUCCAGCCCCUGUCUGGCCCCAGCACUGCUUUUCUCCCUACCCCAGCUCGUGAUUGUAGGCGCCCCACCUGGAAGCGCGACCGUUCGGCCCCUCAGCAGCAACGUUCACCACCCCUGGAGCCUCCAGGCUCCGUGCCCUAAGCUGACUAGCUUUUUUUUGUACUUUUUUAAUCUUCUGAACUGGACUGAAAUUAGGACAAGGGCACGCAACAGGUGUGGAACUCUCGCUCUCUCUCUUGCUGCGGCGCUUCCUUGUGGGGGGCUCACUUCUUGCUCUGGACCUUUAGCUUGAAGCAGGACUGGACAGGGAAUAGGCAAAGAAAAGCCACAACAUUUUUUUUAUUUAUUCUUUUUUUUUUGUGGCGUGACCAUAUUCUCUGAGAAAAAGGGGAUUAUUUCAUAAACUUGAGGUCCCAAAAACCCAUCAUGGCGGAGGCUGAAGCUCGAUACUCCUCCACAACCACCACCGUGAUCGAGAGCAAAAAUGGUGACGUCAUGGGCUCGUCCGGCAAGGGGUCCAAACGCACCAUGAGCGAUGACCUUCACUCCACCUUCAGCUCCCCCAUGGCCUGGGUCCUGGUGCUGGCUCUGGUGAUCACCUGGUCUGGUGUGGCCAUCAUCAUGUUCGACCUCCUGGACACCGAUGGCCUGAAAGCCCAUACAUUAUACUGUGAAGACCCGUGUAUGCCUCUGGGACCACGCGCACCCGCUGUCAGAAAGGCACAUAAGGCAGCCAGCAGAGCGAACCUAGGGGGCAUUCCCGAUAUCACGGCUGCCGACCCGAUGAAAGCAGUGACCGACGCAAUGGAGGAGUCCAGCGACUGGAUGAACACGUUUCUGGGUGUUGUGUCAAGCCUCUUUGCACCAGAGGAGGAGGAUGAAGGUGUCACGUCUCAUGCUGUGAAAAAAAAAGCUAGAGAAUGGUUUGAGGAAGACGAUGAAGAAGUGAAGGAAACAAAAGGGGAAUUUCUCCCACCCCGAAAAAAAGUUACAGAACUGCUGAGUGAAGAAUAUGAAGAUGAGGAUGAGGAAGAGGAGGAUGCAGAUUUAGGUGAGGAUGGAGAUAAAGAGGGGGAGGAAGACGAGGAGGAAGAGGAGGAGGGGGAAGAAGAGGAGGAGGAUGGAGAUGAUGAUGAAGAAGAUGAUGACGAAGAUGAUGAUGAAGAUGAAGAAGAUGAGGAAGAGGUUGAGGCAGCAGAGGAUGAAGAUGAUGAAGACAAGGAAGAGACAGUAGCAGAUGAGGCUGGACAGGAGGAAGAAGAAGCAGAGGCUGCAGCAGCAGAAGAGAAGGAUAAUGAAGAAGAGGGUGAGGCUGAGACAGAGGGUGAGGAUGCAGGUGAUGAAGAGGCAGUUGCAGUAGAAGAGGAUCAGAAAGAGGCAGAGGCAGCAGUUGAGGGGGAGGAAGACAAGGAGGAUGAGGAAGCAGCAGAAACAGAAGAGGAAAAGACUGAAGAGGAGGAGAAGGAGGAGGAGGAGGAGGAGGAGGAGGAAGAACCAGAGGAGGACGCUGAGGAAGCACCCGAAGUAGUAAGUCAACCUGCCAAAGAGGAAGAACCGGCUGCUGCCGCUGCUGCCGCUGCUGCAGUGGCCACUGAUCAUGCAGCUGCCCUUGCUGCUGCCCUUGCUGCUGCCCAAUCUGCUGCUGCAGCCGCUGCAGACGCUGCUGCUUCUGCCAUUAAAGCUGCUGCUGCUGCAGCAGAUGCUGUUGCUAUUGCCGCUGGCAAAGCAGUGGUGGCAGCUGAGGCUGCUCCUGAGACACCAGCUGCUGAGGAGGAUGCCGAAGAGGAACCAACCAGUGACGAGGAUGAGGGAGGUGAGGAUGAAGAGACGGUUGAAGCUGUUGAGGUAAAGGAAGAAGAAGCACCAGCCACUGAGGAGUCUACCGCUGAUGCUGCUGCUGCUGCUGCUGCUGCUGCUGAUGAUGAAUAUGAGGAAGAGAAGAAAGAGGAUGAGGCUCCUGCAGCUGCCGAGAUCAAGGAAGAAGAGGUUCCUCAGGCUGAUGAGGAAGAUGACGGCGAAGCUCCAAAGGCAGUAGAGGGUGAAGAAGAUGAGGGUGACGACGAUGAAGACGAAAAGAAGGAGGAAGAGGUUGAAGAACUUCCUGCUGCUGCCCCUGCUGAUGUAGACAUAGCCAUGCCAUCUACAGAGGCUGCUGCUGCUGAUGAUGACAAUGAUGAAGGUGACACUGAAGCUGAUACAGCUGUUGAAGCACCUGCAGCUGAUGACAGCAAAGAUGAUGACGAUGAUGAUGAUGAUGAUGAUGAUGAGGGGAAAAUAGAUAUUGCCACCGAAACACCUGCAAUUGAUGCAGGCAUGGUUGAGGAAGCUGAGAUCAAAGAUGAUUCAGAUGACACAAAAGAUGGCACUGAUAUUGAUGAUGACGAUAAAGAUGAAGCUGAUGAAAUAGUUGAAACGCCUUCAGCUGAUAUCAGCAAAGAUGAUGAUAAUGAUGAAAAACCAGAUAUAAUCAUAGAAACACCUUUAAAGGAUGAUGAUGAUGAUGAUGAUGAUGAUGAUGAUGAUAAUGAUGAUAAUGAUGACGAUAAACUAGCUGAGGAAGUAGCUUCAGCUGCCACUACUACAGUGGUUGAUGACACUGAUCAUAAUAUUACUACCGAUGACGACCAAAAAGAUGAUGAUGACCAAAUCAAAGAAGUGAAAGAUGAUGAUGAUGAUGAUACCGCUGACAUCACCAAGCUGGAUAAGGGUGAGGAGGCUGAUGCUGAUGUUGGUGAAGAACUUCUGUCUCUUGAUACAAGUGACGAUAAAGUUGACCAAGACAUUAAAACUGACACCACUGAAGAAGUAACUGACACCGUAGACACAGAUGUAGAAUCUGUGACGGAUGUAGUCACCACAGAUGGUGAUGAUAGCGACGACGAUGAUGAUGAUGAGGAUGAUGAUGGUGUUGUUAGUGACACCACAGAUCUAAGGACAGACAAGACUGAAGAUGAGGCUGACAAAGACAUAGCAGAGGAGACUGGUGACUCUAACCUUGAACUUGACCUUGACCUAGACAGUGACGCUGAUGCUAAUGAUAAAGACACUGAGGUUGUUGUAGAUGUUGAUGUGACGGUUAAAGAAGCCAUCAAAGCUGAGGCUGAUGAUGAUAAUGGUGGUGAUGAUGAGGAUGAUGAUGACGAUCUAGCUGUUGCUGCUGACAUUUCAGAUCUCGAUGGUGCUGAUGAUAAAGUUGAGGAUCUAAAAAUAGUUGAUGAUGACCAAGAAAAAGAAUCUGAAAUAGUUAUUGACAUCACUGAGGAAAAGGUGGAGAAGGUUGAGGAGAAAAAGGAGGAGGUGGGAGUGGAGAAAACCAAAGAAGAGGAUGAUAAUGGUGAUGAUGAUGAUGAUGAUGACGAUCACAUUACAAUAGCUCUUGCAAGCACUGCUGUAGGAGAAGAAGAUGAGACCAAGGAUUUGGAGGAUGAUGCUGACCAGCCAUCUCUUGAGUCAGAGAUUCAACUACUGAAAGAUGCACUCAAGGAGAAAGAAAGGGAAAGAGACGAAAAAGAGAAAGAGGAGAAAAAGCCUGAGCCAGAGCCCAAAGAGAAGCCUGCACCAAAGCCUGUGAAGAUAGUCAAAGAAGAACCAAAAGAGCCUGAAGUUCCUGUGAAGAUAGUCAAAGAAGAACCAAAAGAGCCUGAAGUUCCUGUGAAGAAAUCGAAGGCAGAGAAAGCAGAUAAACAGGCCAAACCUAAGGCUAAGCCUGAGGAGACUAAAGCUGAACCUGAGAAACCUAAGCCGGAGAAAGUGAAAAAGACACCAGCCGAAAAGGAGGAAAAUGUGAAGGAGACAGAGGAUAAAAAGGCCAAAAAGGAGGAAAAGAUGAAAAAGAAAGAUGAUAAAAAGGCCCCCAAGGUUUCCUCUGGCAAAAAGAAAGCUGAUGCUCCCAAAGAAGCACCACAGAAACAGAAAGAAUCCAAAUCCAAGAAAGAAGACAUGGUUUCCACCAAGGAAGAGAAACCUGAAGAGUCAAAACCAGCUGAAGUGGCUCUGCCUCCAACUGAAGCUGCUCCAUGCCGACCAACACCAGUCUACUGCCCAUCGCCUCCAGGCUGGUAUGUGCAUCAUAUAGUCACAGACAAUCCAAAGCCACCGGAGAUGGGCCCAGUACCUCAGGUUCCUGUUCUGACAACAGUGUAUCCAACUGCUCCACCAUCAUACCCUGCUGAAACAGAAGCAGCUGAGACAGAGAAGACAGAAGAGAAAAAAGCACCUGCAGCCAAGAGAGAUGUGGACGAAGUUUGCAUUGUGAGGAGUGACCUGAAAGAGAAGGCCAAAAAGACAGAAACUGUGGCCCAAGGAAAACCUAAGACCACUGCUAAAAAAGCGCCUGAGGUGUCCAAAGACAGGGCCAAGUCUGCAGCUGUUAAAAAAGAGUCUGCACCUGCCAAAAAGAAGCCGGUGAAGAAAGAAGGCCUGAUUUUAGUCCCACCGACUGUCGCAGAAGCCGCUCCCAAAGAGAAGCUCAGACCGAGCCCAGCACAAAAAGCCAAACCAGAAGUCAAAUCUGUGGACAAAAAAGAAGACAAAGUGAAAGAGGAGCGGUCCACCGCCGAGAGUAAACCCGACACAGAGGAGAAGGCAGAAGCUAAAGAGGCACCAAAAAAAGACGCCAACGUGUCUGCCCCCGCGAAAGAGCCUGAGAACACUCAGAGUGGAGAAGAGCAGAAGAAGCCAGGCAAGAUCCCCUACUUCCAGUGUGUGGUGUACGGCGGCAAAUCCAAACAAGCCCCUUGGCGUUCCACCGGUCCCAACAUGACCCCAGCCAUGACCACAGCCAUGAGAGCGGCCAUGGAGCAGAGGGCCUCUCUCAUGGAGGCCAGAGCCAGGGCUGCAGGCCAGUAGGAACCACAUCCACCAUCACCCUUCACCUCAAGCCCUGGAACUUUUCUACUCCAUAGCAACAGGUGGCACUGCUCCUCUGCACCUCUCCACACUGACUGUGUAUCCUGACAAAGGCUGGUUUCUGCCAGUGGGUUCUCUUAUACUCUGAUCUCGAUCAAUAUACAAUGCAUUAAGGGACUUAUCGGAGGGUGGAAUGAUUAUAUAUGUGAUAUUUCAAAUGAGUGGUUUUGCUGCCUGUAUUCAAGAGUCGAAAAAAUUCCCAGUCUUUAUAGGCACUGGCUUUGGUGUAUUUAUUUAUUUAAACUUUGUCACAGACAUGGCUGUCAGAUUUUGCACCAACCAGUGUUACAAUGGUCCCACCUAGCUGUAUAUAAAGGGAUGUAAAAAGGAAAUAUUGCAAACCAGUUAAGAUAUUUUUCUAAUUUAUUCAGAUAUUUUCAAUGAAGCGUUUCUCUUUUUGAAUAGUACAGAUUGUGAAUGCACAUGUCAUAAUGUAUAUAACAUGCACAAAUCUUAAUAUAUCAACUGGCAGUUUACAUUUGUAUUAACUUUACACAAAAUUGUAGUCGAGGACUUUGAGUCGAAUUGAAACUUAAUAGACUUUCAUGUUUGAUAGUUUGACAAUAAGCAUUGUAUCACUUUUUCUCUCUCUCACACACACACACUCACACACACACAGAGUUCUUGGCUCCCAUCCCUUGCUUAGCUCCACUGGUAAUGGGAUUAUGUAAAGUGUGUCUGUGUGUUUCAGCUCUGAUAUGACACAGGCAGCCCAGCUGCAUGCAUCUGGACAAAAGCAAGAAGUCCCAUUUCAGCCUCGCUCCCUGGUUGACACAGAUUUCACUGCCAUACUUUUCAACAAUUUGAAGUGCUCAAACGGCCCUCUGCUUGAUUUGGGACUAAUAAAAGAUUAAAUUAGACGAGAAAUUAUAAAAAAACGGCCCAUAUAAUGGCCCAUACCUUUGAAAGCACAGGAGAGAGAAUACGAAUGAGAGGAACCCGUCCGGAAAUCUAAAUUACAUGUCCCAAGAAAAGCCAGGGCACUGUUCAUUUCCUUGCUUAUUUCCUUUGUUUUGUCCUCUGCUUAGAAUGUGUUCCUUCCCCCACAGAGACACACACACACACACGCACACACACAGACACACGAACACACAUCAAUCUGCCUUAAGGCAUGCAAGCUGGUGUCUGCUUUUUUGUGCACCAAAGCUUCAAAUGAAAGUGAGGGUGUUUUUGUGUUUGAAAACAGAGAUGCCUUCACGGCUAAACUGAAAACGAGCCCUCUCUCAGUCCAAAGAAACACCGCAGCAGACGUGAGAGAGGUGAAGACCUAUGGGUGCCUAUGCGCUCUUUUGACCAAGUCUGAGAGACAGUGUUGGUGCAAUCCGAACCAGCACCAUUUCUGUCUUGUUUGUGAAACUACUUAUUUAUUUGCACAUUGCUACACGCUAUUUGUAUGUGGCAAAUGUGUCUUGUGAUAUGUGAUGUCGUCACUUAUCAGUUUUGUCUUAUUCAAAAUCGUCCGACCUGAGGUGACAAUCAGUCGAGACAAUUACUGAACUACCGCUGGACCUAAACACUCGAGGGAGCCGAAUGGCUUUACUUGCUAAGAAACCUACACCACAGCCACACUUGAGCAUGGUUUAGUUCGUUUUAUUUUUCCCUCUUUUACGCAACCUUACCAGAUGGCUGUAGAGAUAUAACAAGAUUGUAUAUUUUGAUCUGUUCAUAGGCCUUUUUUUCCCUUAUUCUCUGGAACCCUCUGUUGCCUGCCUGCCUGUCUGCGCGCCUGUGUGAGCCUGUGCGUCUGUGUGAGUGCCGUGUGCAGGGACAGACAGCUGCAGCAGCCUGACAGGCGACUAGGAAGUAGGCCAGGGAAGUAAUCUGACUUUGAAGUUACAGAACGGGCGACUUCCUUUCCCUACCCAACCCCAUAUCGGUCCCCCCCCUCAACCCACACCACCCCCUCAGCUUGGAAGGAAGAGGGGGACGUCAGAUGCACCGUGUCGUGUGAUGCCUCCAUGCGCGCUGCACAGCAUGCGUUCGCAAACGGAGCUAAUAAUAAUUUAUGCUAAUUUCUAGCCGCACUGAGAAUGACGUGAGGGAGGGUGAUCGUGAUUAUUUCAUGUGACUGUUCUACAGUACCUAAUAGAUGUCAGCUUGUGCCUGGCGCUUGUUUGUCUUUACUUCAGACUCUCAAGGAGAAUAACCUGUAUGCCUGUCUUCAGAAAUGAAGGACAGCUUUAUGAUGUUAUGAGUUGAGAAAGAUGGACCUUAUGUUUACAUGACUCUGGAUGGAUGUCUUGGCAUCUGUUCAUAUGGGUCCAUAAACACUCUUUAAAUACUCUUUGUUCUAGUGGGAAAACAUUGCAAUCUACGAGGGAUUGCAUUGUCAUUCGAGAUGCCGUUCAGGAAAGACACUUUUUAAUGAUGUCGACGGUCUUUUAGCUGUACAGUAUGCGUUGUUGGUUGUUUUGCAUGGUGCAUACUUUCAGAUUUCCUUUGUGAGCACAUCCACAGGAUUUUGUUUGACAUUUAUGUUGCUAGAUGUGUCUACACUGAUAUGCUGAAGCAAUAAGGUAUAAUAAUAUACUGUCAUGUAAUUUGCUAGCUGUUACAAAUUACCCUUUAUUAUUCUAUAUGAACUGAAUAAAACAGUUGGAUUGAUUGACCACAACAGUUAAUGAGUUUAUGAUAUACCGAAACCUUAUGUUUCAGAUAAUAACUUAAGUUACCAAUCUUCCUGAAGUUGAAAUAUUCUAUCGCAUUUUUUCCCCUUAUUAGUUAUUACAGGCCUGUGACUAGAAAAUACUAGAAAUAGAUCUUCAGACCUACUUAUCAUUACUUGUGUUACAUGUUACAAGCACAGCAUCAAAUUGAAAUAUAAAAACUAUUGAUUGGUGUACUGAGUACUGAAUGGUUGGUAAAAUGUGUAGUACCUACAAUAAUGCAUUACGAACACAUCUGUUAGGGUAUUAUGAGCGUAUUGCCUUUGAUCUACAUGCAUGACUGAACGGCUCACGAUGGCUCCCAAUACAAUGUUCCCAUGCAUCCCCAAACACAAGUGACUUUGGGCCAAGGGCUAACUUAUUUUGGACUAAGGGCUAAGUGAGUUGAAUAUCCGAUAACAAAGCACAGGCUAUAUAAAUUUUUGAAUGUAUACGGUCUUUAACCAGAUUGCAUGCAUUAUGUUUCCGUCAGAUAGUUUCUGUUUUGAGUGAUGUAUUUCUGACAAACUAUUGGGAUCUGAUAGAGUGUCGUAAUGGUCCACUUAGUUUGACAAUAUUUAACUGUCUAUGUCAUUUAUGGCAUCAAAAAAUUACUAAUCUGGCCUUGAAUGUCACCAAAGCUAUAUGAACCUUAGCUAUUGCCAUUUGAUUUCCUCAAGAAAGACUGGGAGUACAAUACAAAAAUACAUACCUUUUCAUAGUACCUGAUUGAUCUUGAUUUUACCAGCCGCUGUUUGCAACAACCGCACUCUUGCCACUAUCUUGCCUAAAAGGGACAGAAAUUGGAGACACUUGGUGUCCGGGAGUACAGUUGGUACAGGAAGAGACUGCCAUUAAUGACGGUAAAUCUCAGGCUGAGUAGGGCUGCCAUGGGGAAAAAGGUGCACAUCCUGCAGUGCACUGGGGAGUGCAUUUUGUAAUGGGAUUAAUCAGAAGAGCUCCAUCUUUAAUGUCCAUGGAGGAUUAAAGCGGCAUUAAGUGGCUUUUUCUUUCAUUGCAUGCAGUGGUUAAGUGGGGAUUUAGGGACGGACUUAUGUUUUAAAUUAAUAUUUCCUCAGCCAAUCAUCUCCUUCCUUUGGUUACCAAUGUGCAGAACUGAUGUUGUUAUAGUUCUGGUCAAAUCUGCUUUGAAAAUGUCGAUGAAUUUGAUGAAUGUUUGUUUGUUUUUUUCCCCUCAGAGCUGUCACUGCACUGGUUUUCAAAAUUGAUUACAUCUUGAGAUGUUUGCACAAAAACAGUUGUUAAUUCAGCAACAUGAGUAAAGAGCACAAAUGUUUCAACACAAAA